GAUCUAAAUAAAUUGUACUCACAGAAAAUCGCAUCGGACAUUUUAAAUCGAACUUUCAAUCGGUUUGUACUGAUACCUUCGAGGACUUAAGUUUGCGCCAUGCUUCACGGAAUUCAACGUUUUUUCAUAUGGAUUUAUCUUCUAACUGUCGCGUGCGAAGUUACCCAUCAGCAACCACUUGAGCAACCGGUCGUAACGCUGCUCGACACGGAAAAGGAACCGAUACCGCCGAUCUAUAACACACCACCACAACCGCCGGUAAAAAUUUUGCGUGAAACCAGCCCCAUCACGGAGAAGGAAAGUAUGAAAGUGUCCGACGAUUUGCAGCAGUCAGCAUCGUACAGGUACAGCUACUAUCGGCCAGUAUAUUAUCCUGGCGUGUACUACUCGUACUAUCCAAGAUAUCGUUGGUACAGUCCCUACGAUUACUACAACUGGUGGUACUACUGAAUCGCAUUAGAAGGAUGCCUGAAGGUUGUUGAUAAUUGAAGCAAUGAUACUCAAAACGUGGCUUGGAAGUUUGAAAAGAAACAACAACAAAAAAUCAUACAAUUGCGUCAUAAGAAUCAUGAUUGCCCAUUAAGGUAACCAAGUAAAAAAAAAGGUACACGGGUGUCCAAAAUUAAAUUAUUAGUGCUAUACACACAUAAACACACGGUAAGAAUUGUAGCAGAACAAAUGAAGCACAGUGAAUUAAAUCAAUAAUGGUUGAUAGGAGUAGAAUCGUUUAACCUCCACCUUGAGAAUUAGUCGACUUUUUUGUGUGCAGUCUAAUAAACGAACAAAAAAAACAUUCUAGAAGGUGUCACAUAAAUAUGAAAUUAGCUUUGAAGGUUUACUCGUUGGAAGUAGUUUAACCCGAUUUAGCCAUUUCGAUUGAAACAAAAAAAAAACUUCCACGUGCACUGUCGAUCAGUUGACAAAUGUUCGGAAAAUAGGAAACAAACACGUGCCGUGUAGUGCGGCAAAGUUAAUGGCAAUGGAGCGUAGCGUAGACUUUUAGGUGUGUUACUAAUAAAGCAGAACUGAUGCAA
Molecule: messenger RNA, 1034 nt
Organism: Anopheles funestus (African malaria mosquito)
Lineage: Eukaryota; Metazoa; Arthropoda; Insecta; Diptera; Culicidae
Exons: 2
Coding region: 100-450 (116 amino acids)
Source: RefSeq, a predicted model, not a curated record